Molecule: messenger RNA, 2304 nt
Organism: Pygocentrus nattereri (red-bellied piranha)
Lineage: Eukaryota; Metazoa; Chordata; Actinopteri; Characiformes; Serrasalmidae
Product: zona pellucida-like domain-containing protein 1
Exons: 11
Coding region: 94-1317 (407 amino acids)
Cellular component (GO): cell surface
Source: RefSeq, a predicted model, not a curated record
GGCCAGUAUAUGUAGUGAGCGCAAUACGAGGAGAAAGUGACAGAGACACAGACGCAGGAGGAGAGCGAGGACAUUCUUACAAGCCAGAACACAAUGUGGCUGCUUCUCCUUCUGUAUCAGCUUGGCCUGAUUCUCCACAGUCGUGCUCAGAAUCCUUGCAGCACACACCCUACAUUCAGAGAGCCAGCCAACUCUGAUAUCACAGUCACCUGCGCCACACACAGGGUGGAACUGCGCAUUCUGCUGUGCCCCAUCUACUUUGUUGGGUACAACGAAUCACUGAUGGCUCUGAAUGAUGUCUUCUACAGACCAGAAUGCAUGGGGACCGCUGUGUGGACAGUAAACCCACCCAUCCUCGUAUUCCACUUCCCCCUCACCGAAGAGGGCAUCACCACCUGUGCUACCAAAAUAAAGAUCACCCAGGAGGUUGGCACAGGGCUUUUCUCUGACUAUUCCAGCAUUCAGUUUGUAAACAUCUCAGGGAUGGUCAACUCCAUAGACCCCUCUGCUGGAAUCAUCACAUAUCACUCAGAGAUGCUUUACCUGUUCUCCUGUCGCUACCCACUGCAGUACCUGAUCAACAACACGGAGACUAGUGUAUCAGGAGUGAGCCUGGCCAUCAAGGACAACAAUGGCAGUUUCAUUAGUACUCUGAGCUUGCGGCUCUUUCAGGAUAACAAAUACACAACUCCACUCCAGAUGCCCCCAAGUGGACUGCAACUGAAAACCAGGAUUUUUGUCGAGGUUCGGGCCACUAACCUCACAACAAGGUUCAACGUACUGCUGGAUCGAUGCUAUGCUACCACCAGCCCUUUCCUCAUAAACAGCACAUACUAUGAUCUCUUCGUGGGAUGUAACCGUGAUGGUCAGACAGUGAUUGGGGCCAAUGGUGAAGGUCAAGAGUCUCGCUUUUCUUUUGAAGCAUUUCGUUUUGUAGAGCACAAGAACCAGACCAUCUCCACCUUCUAUCUGCACUGUGCCACGAGACUCUGCGACAGAGCCAUCUGCAGUACUCUCCGCCAGAAUUGUACCAGGGCCACGAAAAGAAAAAGGGAGGUGGAAUCAAAUCAAGGUACCGCAGUGAGUGAUGUGGCCACAGUCAGCUCUGGACCCAUCAUCACUAGAGUGGACAACAGUGCAGAGGCACGGCCCAUUUCAGGAGUGAGUGAUCAGUCCCAAAGGAACAACACAGUGUUUGGUGUGUCAGUAGUUGCUGGGAUGUUAGGGACACUCUGCAUUACCCUGCUGGCUGUUAUCGUCUUUCAGAAGAACAAGAGCAAGUCCUCUAAUGCUGAGAAGAGCGGCUUCUUCCACUGACCUGGGCUCAGCUUUGACCUUUCUCAUAAGAAUGAAAACGAAUAAAUGGACACUCUACUGCAUUUACUUGUUUUGAAUUACUUUGGUGAGGGUGGAGAAAAUGCAACUGAUAUAUUAAUGUUGCUACACAUUGUUGCUGGACAUUGCUCAUAUCUGAGCUGAUAUGAUGACGAACGAUUUCCUAUCGCUUACAUCCUAAGAUCCUGAACAAGAAUUUAACUCCAGUGCUUUUCCUCUAAUACCUGCCAAAUUUGUAGCAUACAGUUUAUUACCAUUGACCUGUACUUGGAAAAGAAAAGCUGUUGACUCAAAACAACAAGCAUCUGCCAAUUGGCUUCUAUGAAUGUUUUACAUGAACACGUUUUCUAUUCCUUUACUAAGUACUGGGAAACAUUUCAAAAUGAUUGUUCAUGGAAUUUGACUAUAUGCUAAAGAUGGAGCAGACACAAAUUAGUUGAGCUAUUCAUUUAAAGCCAUCCAGUUUUACUUGGGAAUAUCAGUAUUUGCUGUAUUAAUAAUUUCAAGUUAGAUCCGAGUUGUAGUAGCUAAAUAUUCAAUGCAAGUUGGAAUUAAAGGAAGCUGUAGAUGUAAACUGUGCGUCCAGCCAGAUGUGAGUGUCCACAACAUAAGUUUCUAGAAGUAAAGUUUUAAGUUUCAGCUGACUCCAUCCUGGUUAUGGGACACCUUAAUAUGGUGGAAAAAGAGCAACUGAGCAUAGGAGCUGUUCACAUCAUGGCAGACAGCAAGAAAAGGCACUUAAUACAUUAUAAAUAUGUCCGUAUUACAGCCAGCAUUUACUAUAUACUUAUAUAAUCACAUAUCAGUUUAUUCCCGGAUCUUAUUUUGCAUGCAGGAUUUUUUUUUCAAUGAUUUAAAGUUAACAGCUGUACAAUGUAGUAUCUUUUGCAGGACAUCUGUUCAUGAAUUCUCCACUACCAUCCCAAAAUGUGUUCAGUGUGUUAUAUAGAAGGCACUACAAAUAAAAAA